AUGAAGAUUGGAAAGACUACAGAGAUCCUGAAGAAAGCGGCAGCGAUGUGCAAGAGCAAGACCACCAGGCUCCUCGUCCUCGCCUCGCUCCAGCGUUGCCGGAUGGCCGCUGCCGCCGUGGUUUCUCACAAGAUCCACACGCGCAUUCUGGCUGACCGGAAUAGAGUGGACUCCCACAAGCCUCUCACGAUGCGAACCAUCGAGAAGAGACCGGUGAUCGUCCAUGGGGGUGACUUGGUACUGGCAGGCAAUCUCUCUCAGCAGUUAGCGAUGUUAACUCAAGAGGAAGGUCAUGGUGGCUGCCCAGCUGACUGGACACUGCAUCCGCUCUUCAAUGACGACCAUAAUAACUUUUUUUACACUGAUGAUGAUGAUGUGCUACUGGAUGCGUGCGAUCAAGAAGACGGCGAUUUGCUCUCGGUCAUGGAUGUGAUCAGGAGCAACCGAGAGGUUGAGGGUUUGGAGUUCAACAGGGAGGAGGAGAUUGACAUGGCUGCCGAUAUGUUCAUCAGGAGGUUUCGGCAGCGGCUGAAUAAUGGAUUCUAG
Messenger RNA from Triticum aestivum (bread wheat), 546 nucleotides. RefSeq lists its product as uncharacterized. The record is from RefSeq and is a predicted model, not a curated record. The transcript has 3 exons. Lineage: Eukaryota; Viridiplantae; Streptophyta; Magnoliopsida; Poales; Poaceae. Bases 1 to 546 code for a protein of 181 amino acids.